AUGGAUGAUGUUGUCUACACUAGAAAUGAUGUUGCAAUGAUUGAAGAGUUCAAAGAAGAAAUGAUGAAGAGGUAUGAAAUGACUGACCUAGGCCUCUUGCAUCAUUGUAUUGGCAUUGGGGUAAUUCAAGAGGCAAACAGCAUCUUCAUUUAUCAAAGGAAGUAUGUUGAAACCUUACUUGAAAGGUAUGGUUUGAAAGGUUGCAAACCAGUCUCUACACCUCUAAUUGCAAAUGAGAAGCUUAAGAAGGAUGAUGGAGGUGAACCUGCAGAUGCUAGUCACUACAAAAGCAUUGUUGGUAGUCUAUUGUACCUAACUGCAAUAAGGCCAGAUCUAAUGUUCUCAGCAAGCCUACUUUCUAAGUUUAUGCAGAAUCCUAGUAAGAUACAUAUGGGGACAACAAAAAGAGUUCUAAGAUAUGUGCAAGGAACGCUUUAUUAUGGCAUCAAGUAUGAAAUGGGGAAGUCAACUAUCCUAAUUGGAUUUUGUGACAGUGACUGGGGUGGUAGUGAAGAUGAUAGCAGAAGCACAUCGGGCUAUGCUUUCACCUUUGGAUCAGGGGAUUUUUCAUGGGCCUCUGUGAAGCAACAAAGUGUUGCACUAUCCACAGCCAAGGCAGAGUACAUGAGUGCAUCAAAAGCAACGGCUCAAGCUAUUUGGCUAAGGAACCCAACAACAACAAUUUGGAAAAGUACUGAGGGUAGGGAUGCACUGGCCCCAUAUUUACCUUCAUUCUCAUUAAGGGGUCCAAAUCCAAACACUCCUAACAUUCUCAAGCCAAAUAUCGCUUCUCCUGGAGUUUCCAUUCUAGCAGCAUGGCCUCCAAUUCCCCCAGUUUCAGGUGUUGAAGAUGAUGACAGAGUAGCUUCAUACAAUAUAAUCUUGGGAACAUCAAUGGCAUGCCCACAUGCUGCGGGCAUGGCUGCAUAUGUCAAAUCAUUUCACCCCAAUUGGUCACCUGCUGCUAUCCUGUCAGCUUUUUCGACUAUUGCCGAAUUCGCAUAUGGUGCUGGCCUAAUAAAUCCUAGUAGGGCUCCGUAUCCUGGUUUGGUAUAUGAUGCUACUGAAAUCGAUUACAUAAAUUUUUUGUGUGCACAUGGCUAUAGUACCAAAUUAUUGAAAGCUCUUACCGGGGAUAGUUGCUCAUUAUCACAAUCUAGUCAUGGAACACUCAGUGGUCAUCUAAACUAUCCUUCUGUUGCACUUUCCACCUCGAACCCUAAAUCCGUGAAUGGCAUUUUCAAUAGGACCGUCACAAAUGUUGGAUCACCAAAGUCCACAUAUAAAGCUAAAGUGAAUGCACCACCAGGACUUGAAAUCAAAGUUAAUCCAAGCGUUCUAAAGUUCACAUCUCUCUGGCAGGAGCUAUCAUUUCAAGUCAUGAUGAAAGGGUUGAUUGAAAAAACCAUAGUCUCUGGUUCUCUGGGCACUUGA
Messenger RNA from Malus domestica (apple), 1434 nucleotides. The record is from RefSeq and is a predicted model, not a curated record. NCBI's taxonomy places the organism in Eukaryota, Viridiplantae, Streptophyta, Magnoliopsida, Rosales, Rosaceae.